This is a messenger RNA of Kickxella alabastrina, 1827 nucleotides long. RefSeq lists its product as uncharacterized. Gene Ontology annotation, molecular function: acetyl-CoA synthetase activity; AMP binding. Bases 1 to 1827 code for a protein of 608 amino acids. The transcript is spliced from 2 exons. Lineage: Eukaryota; Fungi; Kickxellomycota; Kickxellomycetes; Kickxellales; Kickxellaceae. Gene Ontology annotation, cellular component: cytosol. The record is from RefSeq and is a predicted model, not a curated record.
AUGGCCGAAUAUGAAGAGCUCUACAAGGAGUCCAUCGAGCAGCCCACCAAGUUCUGGACGCGCACUGCCAACGACCUGCUCACCUGGGACAAGCCCUUCACUCACGUCUCCAGCGGGUCUCUCGACAACGGCGACAUGGCGUGGUUCCCCGACGGCCAACUCAACGUCUCCUACAACUGCGUCGAUCGCUGGGCCAUCCAGGACCCGAGCCGCGUCGCCUUUGUCUACGAGGCCGAUGAGCCCGGACAGGCGACCAACGUCACCUACGGCGAGCUCCUGCGCCAGGUAUGCGGCCUGGCCAACGUGCUGAACAGCUUUGGCCUGCGCAAGGGGGACACUGUUGCUAUCUAUAUGCCUAUGAUUCCCGAAGCCGCCGUUGCCAUGCUGGCCUGCGCCCGCCUUGGCCUCGUGCACACCGUUGUCUUUGCUGGCUUCUCGUCGAGCUCCCUCGCUGAGCGCGUCGCCGACGCCCGCGCCCGCGUGGUCAUCACCGCCGACGAGGGUCUGCGUGGCAGCCGCCCCAUCCGCACCAAGGCUAUUGUCGAUGAGGCGCUCAAGACCUGCCCCGAGGUCGAGAGGGUCCUUGUCUUCCGCCGCACAGGCAGCGAGAGCGUGGCAUUCAGCGCGCCCCGCGAUGUCUGGUGGCACGAGGCCGUUGCCGCCCAGCGCCCCUACUGCCCGCCCGUCCCUGUCAGCGCUGAGGACCCGCUCUUCCUUUUGUACACAUCGGGAUCAACUGGCAAGCCCAAGGGCGUCGUGCACACGUCGGGCGGCUACCUACUGGGUGCCGCAAUGACCCUGAAAUACGUGUUUGAUAUUCACGACAACGACGUGUUCUGCUGCACGGCCGACAUCGGAUGGAUUACUGGCCACAGCUACGUCGUCUACGGUCCCCUGGCGCUCGGAUCCACAAGCGUUAUUUUUGAGUCGGUCCCCACCUACCCCGACGCCUCGCGCUUCUGGAAGCUGAUUGAGGACCACAAGAUCACACAGUUCUACACCGCGCCCACCGCCAUCCGCGCCCUGCGCCGCCACGGCGACGAGUUUGUCACUAAGUGCGACCUCUCAACCCUGCGCGUCAUUGGCUCUGUUGGCGAGCCGAUCAACCCUGAUGCCUGGACCUGGUACAACGAGGUUGUUGGUGGCGGCCGCUGCGCCGUCGUGGACACCUACUGGCAGACAGAGACUGGCUCGCAUGUGAUUACUCCCCUCCCCGGAGCCACCUAUGCCAAGCCCGGCUCGGCCACCUUCCCCUUCUUUGGGGUUGAGCUCGCCAUCCUUGACCCGACCACUGGCACUGAGCUCGAAGGCAACGACGUCAGCGGUGUGCUCGCGAUCAAGAAGCCCUGGCCCUCGAUGGCGCGCACCAUUGCCGGUGACCACAAGCGCUUUGUCGAGACCUACCUGAGCCCGUACCCCGGUUACUACUUUGCUGGCGACGGCGCCAGCCGCGACGCCGAUGGCUACUACUGGAUUCGCGGCCGCGUUGAUGACGUGAUCAAUGUGUCUGGCCACCGCAUGUCGACUGCCGAGAUCGAGUCUGCUCUGAUCGGCCACUAUGCUGUCGCCGAGUCGGCCGUUGUUGGCGCCAACGACGAGCUCACGGGCCAGGCAAUCUGCGCCUUUGUCACGCUGAAGGACGGCUUCGAAGCCAACAGCCUGCUCAAGGCCGAGCUGCUGCCCAAGACGCGCUCGGGCAAGAUCAUCCGCCGCAUUCUGCGCAAGGUCGUUGCUGGCGAGGCUGACCAGCUUGGCGAUCUCUCGACUCUGUCUGACCCCUCGAUCCUCGAUGUCCUCAUCAGCGCGGUCUCUGCGACGUCUCUGUAA